Cucurbita pepo subsp. pepo (vegetable marrow) is the source of this 2144-nucleotide messenger RNA. RefSeq names its product heavy metal-associated isoprenylated plant protein 7-like. The record is from RefSeq and is a predicted model, not a curated record. Gene Ontology annotation, molecular function: metal ion binding. NCBI's taxonomy places the organism in Eukaryota, Viridiplantae, Streptophyta, Magnoliopsida, Cucurbitales, Cucurbitaceae.
ACUGAAAGGAACCAAUAAAAUACAUAAUCCGUUACUAAAGGAGAUAGCAGCUAAGGAGUGCUCUAAAUAGGUGAGAAAAUUAAGGUGAAACAUGCCAUUAUAGCAACUCAAUUUGGGUAUAUAUAUAAAACAAAACAAAGAAGGGUUUCGUCAAAAAGGGGAUAAAAAAGCGACCAAACUCCAUAGAAAAUGGAGUCUGUAAACACAUUAUGUUUCAUUUUAUUGUUGGGUUUGGGAUCAAACAUGCUUAUGAAGCCAUGUUUUGCAGAACCUGCAGAAUCCAAGGUACAGCUUCCAUUUUCUCGAUGGCAAGUGACCAUUUAUAAUCAUAUGGAGUCAACUUUGAUGGUUCACUGCAAAUCAAAGGACAACGAUUUGGGCAGGCAUGACAUCAAGAAAGGGGAUAACUACUUCUUGAAGUUCAAAGAAAAUAUUUGGCAAACCACACAGUUUUGGUGCCAUUUUAGCAGCAAAUAUGGACAGGUUACUGGUGAUGUUUUCUGGCCGGAAGAAGGAAGCCGGCUUAGCGAUGAAUGUAAGGAUCAUAACUGUGUUUGGUCUGCUCAAGACGGUGGGAUUUUCUUAUUGCGUGGUUCUAUCAAUUCCUAUCAGCUAGCCUACCCUUGGAAGAAAUGAUGUGAAUCCCACUUUUAUUUCCAGUCAUUUCAACCCAAACUAAUAAUGAAAUUAUAAUGAAAUUUAUAAUUCUUUACAUAAUUUCUUCCUCUUUCAAAUUUGUGUCUAAUCUUCGCACAUUGAAAAUGAUUCUUAAAGUCGCAUCAUCUUCAAGUUUAGUGCAAGGAAGAAUAAAAUACAUUCAGAAUCUUAACAACAAGGUAUGAUGCUAAGGAAAACAAGACUUUGACCUUUGUUUGAGCUUUCUACUUUGUCUACGUUUGUUAAAUUUGGCUUUGUCGAGGUUUGAAUUUGUGUAGUUCAGUUAUCGCUUGAUGAAGGAUCGAACUAUUGAUCUUUAGAAAGAUAAUAAUUGGUGCCUUGAGACAUUGGCUAUGGUCGGAUGGACAAAGGUUUAUAAGAUUAUGCUGCCUUAACUUGGGAUAAGUUAGAACACUUAGCAAAGGAAGUUCGAUUACACAACUCUAAAGAUUUGGAAUAUUCCUUCAUAUAAAGCAAAAGACAGAUGUUUUCUAAAUGGUUGCUGCCAUGGCUUGCUCUGCUGAACCUUUAAUGUAUUUUUGAAGGAGAAGCAUAGACUUAUGGUGUGGAAAAGAAUAAUGGCUUUCUGGCUAAAGAAUGGAUACCUUCUUUUUCUCCAUAGAAAAAACAUGAAGGGAGAAGCAAAGCUAAAAAAGCCAAGAAUAAUGAACAACCAACGCACCACAAUGCGGAAUCAGGUUCCAAAUAUUAAUAGCAAUAAUGUUGUUGUUGUUAUUCAAUGUUUUGAUAUUCUCUCGCCAAUCAAUACCAUCGUUAAACCCAGAUUUUGAAGUCCAUCCCUUUCAAGUUUUGGGAGAAACCCAUCAGUUUUUCUCUCUGUCUCUGUGUUUAAGCAUCAUAGUGGCUUAGAUUCCAGGAGAAAGGUUCUGUUUUUCUUUUGUCAGUGAUUUAAUGACUGGAAAGUUUUUCUGGAUGGUUUUGAGGAUUCACAUGGACUGUAAUGGAUGUUACAGGAAAGUAAGAAGAGCUCUUCUCAGUAUAAAAGAGUUGGAGGACCAUUUGAUAGAACAAAAGCAGUGCAGGGUAAGCGUUUGUGGAAAGUUUAGCCCUCAAGAUAUAGCAAUCAAAAUAAGGAAGAAGACCAACCGCAGAGUAGAGAUAUUGGAGAUUCAGGAGUGUGAUACCUUCACUGAAAACAAUGAUAUCCAAGGACCCUUCAUCAUCAAUGCCUGGAAAUGCCAAUCCAACUAUGACCAAGCUGAAAUUUGUUGUAAGCAUGAAGGUAACAAAGAAGAAAAGGAAGAAUUAGCUUCGUCUAUAACAUAAACUGUUCUUCAUCUUUCAUAUUAUUUUGCCAUUUUUAUGUGUCACACAUGCAAAUUCCUUCAUAAAACCAUAUGCAUUUAGUUGUUUACCAGUCGAAUAACAUAUAGUUGAUCAUGUAAGAAUUAAGCAGUCCAGUGCUUAUAGACGUUAUUUGGAAAACUUACUAUUUUAUUCACAAAUGAGCAAUUCAUAUUCAUAGA